UCUGUGUCCAAGAGGCAGAACACAAUAGCCAAAGAUUGUGUAUACAAUGUCAGGCGGGACACCACUGGGAAGGCACCGUGCGCCUCCUCCUUCCCAAACAUUGAAAAAGAGAGGACACCCGAGUCCGUCCUUUUAGGUCUUGGUUCCUCUUCGGGUUACGACAUGAGGAUGAAAUACUCUUUGGGGCUUCCUUUACUUUCCCUGUGUGUUCUCUCCUCGGCCAGCGGCAACCUGAUUCAGUUUGCAGAUAUGAUUCGGCAAGUGACAGGCAGGCUCCCAUCUCUGUUCUACAACGGGUACGGCUGCUACUGUGGACUGGGGGGAUCUGGACAGCCUCUGGAUGACACAGACUGGUGCUGUCAAGCCCACGACUGCUGUUACGAGAAAAUGUCCUCUCUCGGCUGCGACCCGAAAAUGGAGAUUUUUUCCUACUCCAUCCGGAAGGGCGCCGUUGUCUGCCACGGGAAGACCCUGUGCCAGAGGAUGAUUUGCGAAUGCGACAAGACAGCCAGCCUGUGUUUCCGGACGGCCUCGGCUUCGUAUCGCGUCAGAAACAUGUUUUACCCAAACAUCCUGUGCAAAGGGGCGAGGCCGCCGUGCUAGGAAGGCUGCUCUCUGUACUACUUGCGGUCAUCAUGGUCCUCUAUUUUAUUUUUUCCAAAGAGAACAUGCAAGUCUUAAUUUGCCUCCUUAUUUCAGUUCUUCUUCGGCUUUACUUGGUGGGACAAAAGGAGAACUCCCAUCAAGGAAGAGAAACUUCCUUUUCCACAGCCUGUCGGUACAGAAGAAAAUCUCAAAGGCUGAAUGGAGCUGUUCCACUUAAAAGAGACCCAUUGACUCCAUGAAAGUGCAGUAGCACCCCAGUAUCCACAGGAUCCAUAUCCACUGAUUCACUUAUCCACAGUUUGAAAAUGUUUUUUUUCAAAUGUAAGGAGAAAA
This is a messenger RNA of Pogona vitticeps (central bearded dragon), 939 nucleotides long. Its product is annotated as group IIE secretory phospholipase A2. Gene Ontology annotation, molecular function: calcium ion binding; phospholipid binding. Lineage: Eukaryota; Metazoa; Chordata; Lepidosauria; Squamata; Agamidae. The record is from RefSeq and is a predicted model, not a curated record. Gene Ontology annotation, biological process: lipid catabolic process; phospholipid metabolic process; arachidonate secretion.